AUGAAGUUCACGCUCAUCAUCACCGCCCUCAGCUUCUUCGCGACGUCCGCUGUUGCAACCAGAGAAUGGUCAUACAACGACCACCGCAGAUCUGUAUUCGAAGCAAGUCUAGAGCAAGGCCGGUCCUGUCUAACACCCCCAGCCAAAGCCAAGCAUGCCGACCUCUGCAAGCGUUGGGACGGCCCCCGCUGCCUCGACGACGAAGACAAGCCUUCGCCCUGGGAGAUGAACUACCUCGAACGCAAGACAGCCAAGACCGAGAGGCAGGAGGCUGGAGAUGCGAUCGAGAAGAUCCAUGCACUCUGGAACAAGUGGAAUGCGGAGCAGGCGGACAUGUUGAGCAAGGUGAAGAAGGGAGGAAAGACGUAUGUGGCGCUGCUUGAGGAGAUUGACCAGAACAGUGAGGCUUUUCAGCCCGAAUAUUCCACAAGUGCCAUGUGUCAACGCAUAUUGAGCCUCUUGAACGAGUUGGUCAUCAUGUUUCCUGAUACCACUCAUCCCAGUCCAGACACCAUCCCUCUUGUGCUAUGUCUGCUUUUCCGAUAUCGUGUAGCUCUUGCUUCUACAUUCCCACGUGAAGCCAUAGCGAAGUAUGACGUACUGUGUGCAAGCGAGCGCGUCUCAGCUCCCGUCCCAUGCUACGUCUCCACCCCAGUUUCAGCCACACAGCUUGAUGACGCCACGCUCAUUGCUCUUUCGCACAUCGCGUACAAGUUUCUUGCUGACGACAGGAAAUGGUUGAACCUGCAGCAUUGGGUGCGAUUACUCGAGGCCAAUCAGCAGAGCAUAUUGGAAGCCGAGAAAACUUUCCUGAAAACGAUUGACUACGCCGUUUGCGUUUGA
Messenger RNA from Alternaria alternata, 843 nucleotides. RefSeq lists its product as hypothetical. Lineage: Eukaryota; Fungi; Ascomycota; Dothideomycetes; Pleosporales; Pleosporaceae. The coding region runs from base 1 to 843 and encodes 280 amino acids. The transcript is spliced from 3 exons. The record is from RefSeq and is a predicted model, not a curated record.